Andrographis paniculata is the source of this 1701-nucleotide messenger RNA. Its product is annotated as transcription termination factor MTERF5, chloroplastic-like. Gene Ontology annotation, biological process: regulation of DNA-templated transcription; chloroplast organization. The record is from RefSeq and is a predicted model, not a curated record. The transcript has 2 exons. Gene Ontology annotation, molecular function: double-stranded DNA binding. Lineage: Eukaryota; Viridiplantae; Streptophyta; Magnoliopsida; Lamiales; Acanthaceae. Gene Ontology annotation, cellular component: chloroplast. The coding region runs from base 31 to 1233 and encodes 400 amino acids.
UGAUUUCGUAAGCUGCGUCGAUCGAUUUCUAUGCGUUUAAGUUGCGGUUCUUCUUUCAAUAUGAUUUCAAUUCUGCGCAGAAACAUUACCUGCUGCUGCUUGUCCGCGGAUUACGCUGCUCCCCACGGUAUUUCUCGCUCCUUUUGUCUCCGCAUCUUCUCUACUUCGAAUGAAAGAGACGUAAUUACUUCUGCUGCAAUUUAUGAUUUACUACGGAACAAACACCAAUUUUCGGCCAAAGUGGCUGCUAAAGCCGCCUCUGUUUUGGAUCGGGUGAAAGUGAAACACCCGGAGAAUUGCGAAGCGACACUCUCAUUUCUUCGAGAGAGUGGCUUUUCAAAUACUCAAUUGGAAAAAAUGGUAAAUUCCGUGCCUACAGUGCUCUUUGGUAGCCUUGAGGGUUCCAUUAAACCCAAAAUUAAGGUUUUCCAGAAUAUAGGGUUUCGUUCUGAGGAUAUUCCCAUAAUAAUCUCAUCCAAUCCUAUCCUUUUGCGGUUAAAUUUGAGCAAUAGAGUAAUUCCUUUAUUAUCUAUGGCAAAAGGGUUAUUGGGAAACGAUGAAGCCUUUUCUCGAUUCUGUAGGAGAAGUGGAUGGGCUUUAUCCAGAGAUUUGGAGAAAACUAUACUUCCGAAUAUCGAAUUAUUGAAGAGCUAUGGUGUGCCUAUGGAACGCAUCAUUAAAUUUAUGUGUACUUUUCCAAGGACUUUGAUGUAUAACCCAGAAAAUUUUAUGAAGUCUGUGGAAAAGGCUGAGGAAAUGGGGGCUGAUAGAAAGUCCCAUAUGUUUAUUUACUCAGUUCGAGCUGUAAGCCAAAUGUCUUGCAAGACUUUGGAGCUAAAACUGCAGGCUUUACGGCAAUUUGGAUUUUCGGAGAGUGACAUACGUGCAACAUUUCAGAAGUCACCAUAUGUGUUCUCUUCCUCAGUGGAUAGAUUAAAGAAAACAAAAGAUUUUCUUCUUGCUACUGGAAAGUAUGAUAUGUCUUCCAUUGUGAAGAAUCCUAUGGCUCUGUUGUUCAGCAUUGAACGGAGGUAUAAUCCGCGGUGUAAGACUUUACAACUUUUGGAAAGUAGGAAUCUUAUUGAAAAAUGGCCUUCUCUCAGCGGACUUUUCCUGAUGUCGGAUAAAGCAUUUUUUGAUAAAUUCGUCGGCCCUUAUUUAAGCGAACUCAACAAUGUGUAUCCUACAGAGAGUUCUAUGGGCGGUAUUUACGAAAAAACUAAAGUUACUUAGAGCAAUUGGUUCAAGAAUGGAGAUCUUUGUAGUCAAUGGGUUACGAGUGAUCAGGGGCUAUUGUGAUGACUGUUCUGACAUAUGGGAUGAUGUAAUAUGGGGAACAAUACUAUUAUUCUUCUUCACAAGCAGCUCCAAAUCAUAUGGGAUGAUGUAGAAGGCAGGUGAGGUGAAGUUGGUGCAAUGCAGCUCAGAUCAGAUUGCAUACAUAUUCACUAAAUCCUUCAGUGUUGGUCGGUUUGAAGUUCUUAAGAACAAAUUAGGUGUUUGAAGUUUCAUUCAGGAGGAAUAUGUUAGUGAGUCAAUGUUGCAUAUUUAAUUCUCUUUAAUUGUUCGAAUAAGUAUUAGUUUGGUCAUUAUUUAGGAGUUUGGUAAUUGAUGUUAGUAGAUGUUAAGGUGUGUUUGUUUGAAGGAUUUUGGAGGAUUUCCACUAUUCAUCCAAUUUUUUCCCCCCAAAAACAUCAAAUC